AUGCGCAGAUUCAGCGCCGAGAACUUCAUAGGUAUACUGGACCGGUUCAAAAUCACGGAAGUCGCUGUCGUGCCCACUAUGAUGAGAGGUAUCGUCAACCAGCGGGCCUCGCCAAUUUUACUGAGGAAUCUACGCCGAGUAUGGUGUGCUGGAGAAUUUCUGUCUCCGAAAACGAGAAAGGCCAUGUAUAGGCUUUUGCAUGAAGAUGCUGUCAUCUCUCAAGUUUGGGGAAUGACUGAAUUUGGUCGCAUCACAUCGUCUGAACGGGGCGAGAAGGAUGAUGACGGUAGCGUAGGCAGGUUGUUACCGAACACAGAAGCAAGAGUGGUGAAUGAAUACGGAGUCGAAGUCCUUGACGAAGGCUACUAUGGUCAAAUCCAGGUUCGAGGACCGUCGAUAAUGAAUAGCUACUCAGGGUGUCCGACCGGCACUGCCGAAGCUUUCAGCGAUGGCUGGCUCAAGACUGGCGACUUCGGGUACAUGAAGUCUGGCAAAGUCUACAUCGUGGGUCGUGUCAAGGAACUCAUCAAGGUGCGCGGAUGGCAGGUCUCGCCGAAUGAGAUUGAAGAUGUUCUCCUGAUGCAUCCUCUAAUAGUCGAUGCUGCUGUGAUUGGAUUCAGGCCAGUUGGCAGAAUCUCUAAAGACGAGCUUCCUCGCGCCUAUGUCGUGACUAACGACAGGCAUCUUACCGGGUUAGAUGAGUUGGAAGUGAUGGAACAUGUCAAAGAUCGAUUGGCCAGCUUCAAAGCUCUGGACGGUGGCAUGGAGUUUGUGGACUCGAUACCAAGAAACCACAAUGGAAAGAUCAUGCGACAUCAACUGCUCGAAAGAGCAAUGUUGGUCGUCGCUGCCAAUACGAUCGAGGCAAAUGAACACUCGUAG
Aureobasidium uvarum is the source of this 882-nucleotide messenger RNA. The record is from the annotation of a GenBank genome assembly. Lineage: Eukaryota; Fungi; Ascomycota; Dothideomycetes; Dothideales; Saccotheciaceae.